GAAUUUUCAGUAUUUAGUUUUUAUCGUAGAUAAUGGAUUACAUAUUUAUUUAAUAACAUACACUCUCUCUUACACAUUUUACAAAAUAUAAAAAUAAAAUAAAAAAUGGACACAAACAUUGACUCUCCGGCACCGGAAUCUUCGUUGCCGGUAUAUCACCCAUCAGUGGCACCACUCUCUUAUCUUCUUGGAACAUGGAGAGGACAAGGAGAAGGAGGCUAUCCCACCAUCAAUUCCUUCUCCUAUGGUGAAGAACUCCAUUUCUAUCAUCCACCUAACAAGCCUGUGAUAGGGUACACUCAGAAGACAUGGAAACUCAGUUCUGGAGAGCCUAUGCAUUCUGAGAGUGGAUACUGGCGUCCUAAACCUGAUGGAACCAUUGAAGUUGUCAUUGCUCAAAGCAAUGGUCUUGUUGAAGUUCAGAAAGGGACAUAUAACAUUGAAGAGAAAGUGAUACAGCUUCAGAGUGAACUUGUGGGAAAUGCUUCCAAGGUUACAGGGAUCCAAAGGUGUUUUCGACUCGUUGAAGGGAAUCUUUGUUAUGAGGUUGAGAUGGCUACCAAUACAGUUACCCUUCAGCCACACUUGAAAGCAACAUUGAAGAAACUCUAAAGCAAAUAGAGUACAUGGCUUGAAUUGAAAUUUCCUCGUCGGAAUCUACUCUUUAUGAGUAAAAUUUCUUAUUACAAUCAAGUUAACAUUGUAACGCAUGCUUAUCUAGACUCUUGUAUUCUGUUUUUCUUUUUAAAAAACUUAUACUUUGGAUACAACUUAACACAGAAGUUAAUAGAGUCUGCAAUUUUCAUCAAA
This is a messenger RNA of Lathyrus oleraceus (garden pea), 810 nucleotides long. Its product is annotated as peroxynitrite isomerase Rv2717c. Lineage: Eukaryota; Viridiplantae; Streptophyta; Magnoliopsida; Fabales; Fabaceae. The record is from RefSeq and is a predicted model, not a curated record. The transcript is spliced from 4 exons. Bases 106 to 612 code for a protein of 168 amino acids.